Messenger RNA from Fusarium vanettenii 77-13-4, 1358 nucleotides. RefSeq lists its product as uncharacterized. Gene Ontology annotation, cellular component: mitochondrion. The record is from RefSeq and is a predicted model, not a curated record. The transcript has 2 exons. Gene Ontology annotation, biological process: mRNA processing. Lineage: Eukaryota; Fungi; Ascomycota; Sordariomycetes; Hypocreales; Nectriaceae. The coding region runs from base 79 to 1083 and encodes 334 amino acids.
GAAGUCGUCACGACCUCCAAAACACCCUCUCUCCUCCAUCGACGACCUCUGCGGACUGCCUGCGCCGCGGUAACAGCCAUGUUGCCCUCCUCGGUGCGGCGUGUCGCCUCCUCCGCCAUCUCCUCCGCCCCUCAGACCGGCGUCAUCAGUGCCCUCGCCUCCUCGGCUCCUAAGGCCAUCCCCGUCUUUGUUCGCAACCAGCAGCGACGAUGCUCCUCCUCCAAGCCCUCGAGAUCCGAUAACGGCUCCAGCGAAAUCUCGGCCGGUCAGUCGGUCCCUGCCUCGACCGCGAGCCCCAAGUCUGGUACCGAGAAGCGGAAACGCAAGAGCAGCAAGGAUGCCUCUGAGCGAGCGGCUUCUGUCAAGAAGUUGCCCAGCGUCCCUAACACGCACCACAUGUCGCAAGAAGCUCUCGGUCUAUCAAGUUUCUUCUCGCUACAUAGGCCCAUCUCUGUCACACAAACGAUGCCCCGAGCUGUGACUGAUGAGCACUUUGCUUCUAUUUUCACUUCCCGAACCAGGAACAACAAGAUGUCCGACACCAUGUCGACUCUUUCCGACACUAUCGACCAGCUGGAAGGUCCCAUGGCCCAGAUGACCAUCGGACAGGAGGGACAGGAUUCCAUGCACAAGGUUGAUAUCAAGAAUGCCGAUGGCAGCGAGUCGAGCAUGUACCUCCAGAUCGACACCAUGUCGGGCGAGUUCCUUCCCUUCCGACCGCCGCCACUGCCCCAACCGCAGUCCGCUGCCGAGACGGACGGUGCCGUCGCCGAGGCUGAGGCCGCCGAGGAGGUUCCCCAGCACCGCGUCUACAAGGCUCUCUUCACCAUUGAGGAGUCAACCGACCCCGAUGGCCAGAUCCGUAUCAUGGCCCACAGCCCCCGAAUUAUGCAAGACGCCCAACCCCGGAGCUUCCUCGAGCGACUCGCCCUCCGCCAGCUCAAGUUUGACGAGGCCCAGGGCCGCCGCGACAUGCACGCCAUCAGUGUCAAGCGGCAACGAAAACUGAAGAUGAAGAAGAAGAAGUACAAGAAGCUCAUGAAGCGGACGCGAGUCCUGCGCCGCAAGUUGGACCGAACUUAGAGGACUGUGUUUUUAUGCUCCCCCACCCCUUGCUCGACUGCCAUUUCCUUUUCUCUCACGCACACACAUGAGCAUUCGAAGGGGUUAUUCAUUCGUGGUGUCUGGGCAUGGAAGGUGAUGAAUUGUCUUUGUGGAACUGUGGCAGUGCGCUGUGAGGCUUUUCAUCUUACUAUAGACUCGCGCAGGUAACAAUCAUCAUUGCAAAUGAGCUGAGCCGUUUCCACAUGGUGACUGCAGUCUCCCAGACAAGACGAUACUGUAUAACUAGCUGUAAA